Aphanomyces invadans is the source of this 2939-nucleotide messenger RNA. RefSeq lists its product as hypothetical. The record is from RefSeq and is a predicted model, not a curated record. NCBI's taxonomy places the organism in Eukaryota, Oomycota, Saprolegniomycetes, Saprolegniales, Verrucalvaceae. Bases 1233 to 1730 code for a protein of 165 amino acids. The transcript has a single exon.
GUACAGUUGUUCACCGCACUAACGCGCUCUCGAUGCCGUCCGACGGCCCUGGCGAUUGUGGGAUUUUUUACGGCAAGCCACCACCACUUCCUGUAUUUAACCACAAGGAUAACGCUGCAACGUCGUUCUUUUGAAUUUGGUGACGCAUCCCACGACGCCGAGCAUUCGUCACACGUAUUUGCAUCAUGGUGACGACGCGCACGAUGGACGAAGGUCCGAGUUCACAGGCUGGGUUCAUGCCACGUGUCGGCUAUAUUCUAAUGGACUCCCUUUGGAGCGUGCAUGACACAGUAGCCGGCCACUUGCGACGUGAAAUCGCACCCGCUUUCGCGGCACUGGGCCGAGGGCAUACAAUGGUUGCGGCACAGCCCAUUCGAUAUCACUUUGAGCCGGCACCCUUGAGCGCUGCACCUUUCGUAAACCCCGCGGUUGGAAGCUGAUCUUUUGGGGCCGCUGGAGUCGGCUGACGUAUCGACCUUUGGCGGGACGACUUCGACCACUUUAAUCAGGUGUUUAUGCUUGCGACAAUAUCCCUUGAGCUUGGCAGUAAUCGUACACCCUCGUGCUUUGCAUAGCACGGACCCAGGAAUUGUCAAAGGGUCCUCCCCCAACGCGCCCGUCAUCAUCUGAGCUUGGAUUGUUUGGGCAUGGCUUCUACAAUACCCUUGGGUCUUGGCAGUCAAAGCACAGCCCGGAACCUUGCACAAUGGUACGUCAUGACUCGUGGCUCCACUCGAACUCAACAGUCCCAUGCUGGACGAGAAGAAUUCGGAGGGCUCUUCCACAGUGCGUGUAUUUUCAUCGGUUGCGCUGUCCUCCAUGACGCGUUGGUGCGCUUCACACAGGUCCGAGUCGGCCUGCACCGAAGACAUGCAGCCAGAUCGCGAGCAAAUGGACGAACUUUUCGAUGACGAGUUGAACGACUCGUACGCUCGAGACAGACCAUGUGGACCAGCUGCACUGCCUGGCCCCGAAGCUUUCGAUUGUACGGACGAGUGGGUCAACAAGGACUCGAGGUAGUGCUUUCGACAGAGUCCAUUUGUCUUUUGUACGAGGGUACAGAAUUGAGUUUGGCAAGUCGCAGGGGUUGCCACAGAAGAGACGUGGAUCGAGGCAGGUGCAGCUGAUGAAGCGACGACAGAGUGCUCGAUGUUGUCGUGGAUGGAUGUCGUUGCAAGUUGGACAGACUGGGAUGUAUUCACGUUGUUGGAGAUGGCGAUGGUCGGAGUAGCAUGACACGCAAGGGAAUUGGAUGGCGUGUCGGGCGGCGCUGCCGCCGCAUGCUCGGUACCAUCCGUACUGGUUGGGACUGUGCAAGGAGCCUUGUUCGAAGUCAAGGCGCCCUCUCCUCCCUCAAUUCUUUUGUCCUCGUGCUCUCGGCAAUACUCGCCGCCGUGGCGGAGGUUGUUGCAUGCGUCAACUUGGCAUCGACGCGCGCUGAAGUGGUCCCGGCAAUACCCAUCAAAGAGCGCCAUGCGUACACACGUGACUUUUUCUUCUUUGCACCGCUUGACCGUGGUGGACGGCGCCGACGUGGGGUGACGGCCACUCAAAGCAUUCACCAAACCUUCAACGGCGUUCAAAAUGACCCGCGGUGGCGAGCGAGACUGUGCUUGAGGAGCUGCAGCGGCCACUGUUGGGUUGCGCGGAGGAUUAGAUGCCAUGGCGAGGUCGUCGGCAACAGUGGUGGAAUAGACUGCGCGAAAGUGCUGCCGGCAAUACCCUUGUGACUUGGCAGGGAUUUCGCAAUGGGGAGCCAGGCACUUUGUGGUCGUCGCGGGGCAUUUAUUCACAAAACACGUUGGAUCGACGGGCAGUUGAAUGUCCAUCGACUUCCCACUUGUUGCCGGGCUAUUUCGGUGCAGCACACAGCGAAGGGGACCCUCCCCACCAACAAUUGCUGCAGCAUUGCAGAGCUCCCACGAACAGAACGCACUUCCUGGCCUCUGAUGGUUGGUUGUAAUCCUGCUUCGUGUGUGGACGUCACAGGAGCCGUCAGGCGCAGUCGCCGGCCGCUUGCAAAAUACAUUCGUGCACUUGUCGAACUCUAGAGGAGUUUGCUUCGAGCAGUCGUCCUGUGGUGAUAGAUUGGUCGAACUGGCGCAACUGUCAACCUGACUUUGUUGAGAUCGUGCAGAAGAGAGGUUUGGACAAUGCAACGGCACAUCGCUCGGUAGGGGUUGGUGCACUUGUACGUCCCCGUGGACUGGGUAAACUGCAUUGGCGUCGGGUGGGUGUAAGCACAUCGUGCUUCCUGAACAAUCGUCGCUUCGCUGUGGCGUGAUCGUCAUGGCUGGGGCAUAUGGAGAAGUCGAGUCGAUACGCUGUUGAGCAAACGGAGUGCUCAAAGGCUCGUCAAAGUCGUCAUCGAUGUGUAUGGCAUUUUCGGAGUCGUGUGCAGUCAGAGGAAAUUGCCGGCUGAAUGGGUGAUUCAACGUUGGUUUCUUCAACCGAUGGAAGCCACGGGGGCGAGCUGCCCGUUUCCUGCUUCCAGGUUGCCUUCUCGUCAGGACAAUUGGCGGUGUUGCUUGUGUGACGCCGUCGUCAGACUUGGCCGCCGAUGAAAACAGGAUGCGCAGGUCACUUGGACUCGAUACGAUGUACGUGUGCAGAAGAGUUCGAGCUUUGGACAAGAUGUUGGCAUCACGUUUGCAAAACGUACACUUUCGUGCGACAAAACCUUUGUUCGGCGUGAGCUCCAGCGAACGGAUGUGGCGAAUGCAAUGAUUCCCCCGGACCUGGAGCUUCGGGCACGCGUCUGCAGCGCACAGGUUAGUUCCCAAGUACGACGAAUGCCCUGGCAGGCUCCGUCCACCGCAUCUACAACACACAGACGUCUGGGCGCUCAUGGUGAACGUGGGAACGGCAGGUCUCGGUCUAUCGCCGUCGCGGCAGACAGGACCAGGAAGGAGCACUCGACGCAACGUUGAGCCGACGGG